Anoplopoma fimbria (sablefish) is the source of this 1506-nucleotide messenger RNA. RefSeq lists its product as uncharacterized. The record is from RefSeq and is a predicted model, not a curated record. NCBI's taxonomy places the organism in Eukaryota, Metazoa, Chordata, Actinopteri, Perciformes, Anoplopomatidae. The transcript has 2 exons. Bases 121 to 930 code for a protein of 269 amino acids.
UACCAGUGGGAGAACUGCCACUGCGCUCUACACAGCCUGCCUCAGAGAAGCCUGCCUCCUGCAACAGGAUCUCUUCAGUAACAUUUCUGGUGCAACUCUACCUCCUCUUGGAUCUCCACCAUGAAGACAUUGGCUCUGGGAUUUUGCAUACUGGUUCUGCUGGCAUUAGGAAAGGCAACAACCACAGCUCCACCUCCCACUGUAAAUGAAGCAACUACAACUAUGAACAUGUCUCUAACCAUCCCCUCAACAACUAAGACAAUGAAGCUCACCACAUUAGUUUCUACUAAGACCUCUGGGACAACGAUUACAACCUCAUCCUCAACCAACGCGUCUAUUACUGUUGCCCCAGCCACCACUGCAAGUAAAACGACCACCCCUACACCCACGACUAUAACCACCUCCCCAACUAUGUCAACAACUAACACCUCAAACACCACCGCAAGUGAAAUGACCACCCCUACGCCCACGACUACAACCACCUCCCCAACUAUGUCAACAACUAACACCUCAAACACCACCGCAAGUAAAACGACCACCCCUACGACUACAACCACCUCCCCAACUAUGUCAACAACUAACACCUCAAACACCACCGCAAGUGAAAUGACCACCCCUACGCCCACGACUACAACCACCUCCCCAACUAUGUCAACAACUAACACCUCAAACACCACCGCAAGUGAAAUGACCACCCCUACGCCCAUGACUACAACCAUUUCCCCAAAGACCACCACAACCGGCGCCACAACAAUUACUACAAGUAAUGGUUCGAUCACCGAGAACACAAGCUCCUCUCCAACCACCUCAACAACGACAAUGAAAACGUCAACCACCGAAACCACCACCACACACAAUGGAGGCUCAGAAGUCAAAUCUUCUCUGCUGUUUUCGGUUGCGUCGUUGUUGCUCUACACGCGCUGCCCCUGAGCUGCAAAACAUGCCUAAAUGGACAAAAAAAUCCUAAAUAUGUCAAUAUUUUUGCGUUUUAAUGAAGUUUGAGUUAGACUGAAUACAUCCAAAGAAAGGACUCAACGAUUGAUUAAACCUAUGUACAAUGCGGCAUGUAUAUCAUUUGCUCCUAAAUUACUGUUACUGUGUAUAUUAAUGAACUUAAGGUAUUUGUUAAAUUUGCAGUUUAACAGGAACAUGUGAUGUGAUGAUCUGAACUCUAUGGGAUAUCAGGAAUAACUCGAUUGAGAACUACUGAUAUACUGAUGUAGCUCAUCCAGAGCUAUACCUAUCCAGUCUAAAGGCUGCAAGUGCUUUAUGUUGGACCGAGUUAGUUAAGACAAAUUUGUGAUUGUUAUACUGUCUGUAUGUGAAAAAUAUAUUAUGAUAUUAACAUUAAAUCUUACAUUAUGACACAAAUCAAAAAGACAAACAAUAUUGUAAAAAUGGGUGAUAUUGUUCUUUGUUUAAAAGUACCAUUUGAAAAAAGUACUGUAUGUAGGUACAUCAUCAUGAUAAGGAGGAAGUGUUGUGUAUAAAGUAAUAAAAACAAAU